UGUGUCAGAACAGUAGUUGAUUUCUUCUAAGCGACCAAAACAUCACUUGGACUGGAUGGGUAAACAUCUAAUAAUUACUUCAGCAGUCUUAGCACUAUAUUGUAGCGUUCCGUGUAACUCGUGUAUUUUAGGAUAUACUUUUUUAUACCUGUAAAACGUGUUCAACAUGGUGUAAAGCAAUAUGAACUGACAGAUGGUAAAAGCUCGCACAACAAUGCGAAGAGUUUCUUGGUCGGAUGUGGUUUUCCCUUUGUAUAUUUUGGAAUAAUAUAAUUUUAUAUGAUAUAAAGAAGGAGGAACUAAACUUACAUUUGUGAAUAAAAGAUUGGUUUCGGAAUAUGUCACUGGGCCGGGCUACGUAGUCUUAGUGAAAUAAGUUGGAACGGUCGUACAAUUUAACAAAAUGUCUUCAGCUACUGUAUCUCCAGUCAACGGGACUGUUUUGUUUGGACAAAUCAAUACGACAGGAGAUGGUGUGAAUAGUACGAAUACUGUAGAUGUUUUCGAGGAACCACAAGAAAACUUGGAAGCCAUUCUGGUGCCUAUUCUCUUUGCUAUAAUAUUCCUGAUUGGUGUCGUUGGAAACGUCACUUUGAUCUUUACGGUGUUGAAAAACAAGUCUUUGCGGAAUACUCCUAACAUCUUUGUUGUCAGUUUAUCCGUUGGUGAUUUACUGUUAUUAUUGUGCUCCGUGCCGUUUUCGUCUACGCUUUUCACGUGCUUUUCUUGGCCUUUUGGCGCAUUUCUGUGUAAAUUUAACGAAUACAUGCAAACACUUUCUCUUGGUGUCUCGGUAUUUACACUAACCGCCCUUAGUGGUGACAGGUAUAUUGCCAUUGUUCACCCCAUGAGCAAACACACGGGAAAACCCACGCUUAUAACAGUGGUAACUGUGGUUGGAAUUUGGAUCUUUUCCGCAUCACUUGCCAUACCUGAGGCAGUUACAUCAAACGUUCUAUAUUUUGAAGGAGCAGCGCCCAUGGACAAUGGUAACAUCACAAUCGUACCGGUUACACUCGCGAUCUGUAAAAUAUAUCCAGAAAACAGCUUACCAGUGUGGUACAGCAAGGCACACUCCAUGUACAGAUUUAUAGUGUUCUUUGUUAUACCUCUCCUUGUCAUAGCAAUGUUCUACAUCAUGAUGGCUAGAAUCCUGGUAAUCAGCAGUAAGGCAUUGCCCUGUGAAUCUGUGAAAGGAUCAGCGAUGAAUCAACAGCAGAAAAGGCAAAUUCAAGCGCGUUUGAAGGUGGCCAAAGUAGUUCUUUCAUUCGUCGUCAUCUUUGUUGUGUGUUGGCUACCACGUCAUAUCUCGAUCCUAACCGGUCACUUCGCCGAUCCGGAGUACAACAUGUUCUGGCAUAUUCUAAAAAUUGCAUCGUUUUGUCUGACUUAUAUCUACUCAUGCGUGAAUCCAUACGCGCUCUACUUUCUAAGCAGCCAGUUUAGGAAGUACUACAACCGCUACCUGUUUUGUUGCUGUCCCAAGGGCUCUUAUAUAGGUUUAGCGGGCGGCGAACAUACGGCAAUGUACAAUUUUAACAGCACUAUGCGCCGGGGAAGCACUACUUGUACGGGCGUGGUGCAUUCGCAGUCUAUUUGCUAAGACUGUCAGUGGUGACAUAAGAUAUGAGUUUAUAGCAAUAACACAAUCAACUUUCCAUAUUAUUUUGUCAUUUAAUCUAUGUGUAAACAAGAUCUAAAUAAUUUCCUUGACAGACGCGGCAUCUUAUGAUUAAAACUUAACUUUGUACCAAAACGUAAUGCAAAAAGCUUUUUUGAAUAGCCUUUUCGAAAUCGUUUUUUUCAGUUUUAAUCAGCAAUUCUGUAUAUAACUUUUUUUAUACACCAUGAGUUUAUGCUAAUGUAAGCCUAAAGGUCUUUCAGCAAAGGGAAGACAUCCAAAAUCUUUGCAAAUCAAUAUCAUAUUAUAUCACUGUAAUUGUAUCUUAUUUAGGAUAUAUUCUUAUGAAAUAUUUCAAGGUUCUUAGUAAUAAAUGGAAAAUAUCUACCUCUCGCUUAGACAUAUUUUACUCAGUUAUAACUUUUAUUUUUCAUGCCUAUAAUAAUUUCACUGUAAACAUAACAAUAUGUGUAUUAUCAAUAUACGUAACGGUGUAAAGUUGGUAGUAAUUUAUUUAGAAUAUUUGGUACCAUUGCGUAAAAAUAGAUUUAGAGGAAACAGCACGAUAUCAAUACAUUCUUAUAAUAAUUCUUUAACAAAAGGCUCAUUGUAUUGACAUUAUCAGCACAUUCAUAGGUGCUAAUGUUUGUUCGUUAUCUGUUUUUGUUGCUUCGUAAACUAAUUGAAAGAAUUUACUUCUCUGACAAAAACAGUAGCGAAAUAAGGGCACUGGAACAAACUCAUUUGUCUAGUGUUAUUGUUGAAUAACACAAAGUGAAAUGCGAGUAGGGCUAAUGAAUAUCUUCUAGUAGCGAAUACCUUUAAGUACAUAAACCUGCUGAUAGGUGAAUCAAAUAUUUGCCAGAAAGCAACAUGUUCUUUCAAGUCGCACAUUUCUGGUAUGCAUAGUGCUUUAGUUAAUUGUACAUCGACGUCGAAACUCGAAAGACAAAAAGGAUACACGAAACAAAUCUACUCUAUAUAUUUUGUUUGUCAUGACUAAAAUUACCACAUUUUAUUUUAUUAAAAGCUGCAGAAUCGUGCCGAUGCUUCAUGUUCAGACAUACGACUAUUUGUGAAUGUCUUUGUACAGUGUUAAGCUACAUUGCCACACGAGGAACAGGUGCAAUCGGAUAAUAUUUUGUUUGGAUAUAAUGUUAAGACAGCGUAUUGCAAGGUCAUGUAACAAUCAGCAGCUCUUCCCAUUCACAAGUUCGUCGAAGUCAUGUGUAGAAAACUUAGGUAGGAAAUGCUUGACAAAGAGCUGCUUAAAUUAUUGUUUUAUUCAAUAAUAAAAAUGUGUUUUUAUUAAAAUGUUACAUACAUUUAAAGUGCUGACGACAUUUUCUCCACUACUGUUAUGGUGGUAUUGUGAUUUUUGCAUAAAACCGUUCUCCAUUUUCUAACACUAAUAGUUCGAUUUGCGGUUUUAUUGCCUUGAAUGGGAGAGAAAAAUACGUAAUGUGUAAUGAGGCGUUAGUGAUAUUCGUGAGAAGGAUGAUACUUUACAAGAUUGUUUGUAAAGCGGGGACUUAUCAAAUGGAAUUCAAUGUUGUAUUAACGAAGCUUUCUUGUCAUGGUUAAUGGUUUAUGUGUGUCAAUCUUCCUUAUUUGGUAUACCGUCCAAGUAUCAUGCGUUGUAUAUUACAUACUGAUAUUUAAAAAAAUAAUUAGCUUAGUUAAUAUAGCACUUACAUGUGUUGCGGAAACUCUUUAUUUAUAAAUUGUUAUUGUUUUUGAAACGAUAUAAUGAAUGCAUGUAUAUAGCUAUAUAUAAUUAAAAUGUUGUCAAGUUAUAUUUAAGAUGUUGUGAAAGCAGUAUGUGCAAAAUGAAUAUAUGAAAUAAAAUAUUAGCAUAUUGCAUGUAUCUCUAAUGCCGCUUUAUCUUAGUCUGCUUUGAACGUAUGAGUGAAAGGGUUUUUAUGUCAAAAACGAGUAGAGGAAAUUUGCACAUAAUGUAGUAGCAAAAUAAAUUGACUGAUAAAUAACUUUUUAAGCGUCAUCGUUGUUAACUGUCAAAUCGUUACUCCUCUUGAGCGUUUAUGAAUACACAUGUGAUAUGCCGUAUUUCUAUUAAGAUGUAAGACAACAGUUGCAUUUGUUCAUGUUUAUAUUUAAAUAUGAGAGAACAUCAUUAAAUACUUUACGUUUAAAGAUUAACAACGAUAUCGUGUAUCACGUUGCAAACCCUAAUGAAGUUUUGAACAAACGGUGCAUUUUGGGUAUUUUAAUCAGUUUUUGUUUCAUACUUGUGUAAAUUCUGAUACUGCUUGCAACUCAGAAAAAAAAACAUUAAUAAUUAAAAACAUACAUGAGCAUGUUGUAGCUAUUUUUCCCAACCAACCAGCGUGUAGACAAUGUCAUGUUUGGUGUUUAGCAAGCUUUUUAAUACUUUAAUUUGUUUAAUUAGUCACCUGUUACAAACAAGGCUGGAUUGCUUAUACCUUCUCUGCUUCUUUUUUAAACUGACAGAACCUUCGUGAUAUUUAUAUUUGUCGGAAUUUGAAACAUCAAAAUACAGUUAAUGAGAGUAUGUUAACGGUAUAUAGUUUGGUUAGGUAGUUCAUAUAUGUUAAUAAA
Molecule: messenger RNA, 4201 nt
Organism: Mya arenaria
Lineage: Eukaryota; Metazoa; Mollusca; Bivalvia; Myida; Myidae
Product: neuropeptide CCHamide-1 receptor-like
Exons: 2
Coding region: 404-1603 (399 amino acids)
Biological process (GO): G protein-coupled receptor signaling pathway
Cellular component (GO): membrane
Molecular function (GO): G protein-coupled peptide receptor activity
Source: RefSeq, a predicted model, not a curated record